AUAGGACGAGGGGGAAGGGGAAUAUGGAAGAAGCAGAAGGCAAACCGAGCAAGUCAGAGGAUCACCCCGCCUCCCCGGCUCCGAGAUCUCCGCCUAUAAAAGCCGCCCCACCCCCCACUCGCUCACCAGCUGCUCUCCACCAAGAGCUGCUGCUACCACCAAACCGUCGCUGGAUUCGUCCAGAGCUUUGCCCGUUUCGGCGACCCCAGAUCCGAUCCACGGCGCCGCGUCUCCGCCGAGAUGGCGAUCACGGUGAGGCGGUCGACGAUGGUGCGCCCGGCGCGGGAGACGCCGCGGCAGCGGCUGUGGAAUUCCAACCUCGACCUCGUCGUGCCGCGCUUCCACACGCCCAGCGUCUACUUCUACCGCCGCGGCGGCGGCCCCGAGGCGGAGGGAUUCUUCGACGGCGAGCGGAUGCGGCGCGCGCUGGCGGAGGCGCUCGUGCCGUUCUACCCGAUGGCGGGGCGACUCGCGCGGGACGAGGACGGGAGGGUCGAGAUCGACUGCAACGGCGAAGGGGUGCUUUUCGUCGAGGCUGACGCGCCCAACGCCGCCAUCGACGACUACGGCGACUUCGCCCCUACCAUGGAGCUCAAGCGCCUCAUCCCGGCGGUCGAUUACACCGACGACAUCUCGGCCUUCCCGCUCCUCGUGCUCCAGGUGACUUACUUCAAAUGUGGAGGCGUCUCCCUUGGUGUCGGUAUGCAACACCACGUAGCAGAUGGCAUGUCUGGCUUGCACUUCAUUAACUCAUGGUCUGACCUCUGCCGUGGAGCUCAAAUUUCUGUCAUGCCCUUCAUUGACCGCACUCUCCUUCGCGCCCGUGAUCCACCAACUCCAUCUUUCCAACAUAUCGAGUACCAGCCUGCCCCAGCUAUGUUGUCCUCCACACCUCAGUCCCUCACUUCCAUAUCAAAGCCACCUGCCACCGCCGUAGACAUUUUCAAGCUCACUCGCUCAGACCUUGGUCGGCUGCGCUCACAGCUUCCCACAGGUGAAGGUGCACCCCGGUUCAACACGUAUGCAGUGCUAGCUGCGCAUGUCUGGAAAUGUGUCUCCCUUGCACGUGGCCUGACUCCUGAACAGCCCACCAAAUUGUACUGUGCCACCGACGGGCGCCAACGGCUACAGCCCCCACUUCCAGAUGGUUACUUCGGAAAUGUCAUCUUCACCGCCACACCACUUGCCGAGGCAGGCAAGGUGACCAGUGGGCUGGCAGAAGGAGCAGCAGUCAUCCAAGGAGCACUAGAUAGGAUGGACAACGACUACUGCCGCUCAGCGCUGGACUACCUGGAGCUGCAGCCAGAUUUGUCAGCACUGGUGCGUGGAGCACACACCUUCCGGUGCCCGAACCUAGGACUCACCAGCUGGGUGCGCCUGCCGAUUCAUGAUGCCAACUUCGGUUGGGGCCGGCCUGUGUUCAUGGGGCCAGGCGGCAUUGCAUAUGAGGGUCUGGCGUUCGUCCUCCCUAGUGCCAAUGGAGAUGGUAGCCUGUCCAUCGCCAUCUCGUUGCAGGCUGAGCACAUGGUGAAGUUCCGAAAGCUAAUCUAUGAGUUAUAAAUGGGAUGCAUUAUACCUUUUGAAGGAGGAUGUAAUAGGGCUAGAGGCUAAAGGCUGUAUCCAGUUCUCAUAUAAAAUGCCUGAAGUUUCAAGUGAACCAAGUUGCUGCGCUUUCACCCUUCAAGAUCAGUGUUCUUUUUUACCCUCGGCUGGGGAUGUUUUGGGUAACUUCUACUUGUAUGGACUAAUAUCAAUAAUAGAGAAAGGUUAGACAUUUUUCUAAAGGGACAUGGUGAAAUCAUUGUAACCAAGUGAACACACUCAUAUACCAGAGUACCAGAUUAUAGAUGGGGUUUAAUUGAAGUAUUGAACAUGAGCGUCAGUGGAAACGCCUCACAAUCUUCUGUUUUACGCUUAA
This is a messenger RNA of Setaria italica (foxtail millet), 1918 nucleotides long. RefSeq names its product hydroxycinnamoyltransferase 1. The transcript has 3 exons. Gene Ontology annotation, molecular function: acyltransferase activity, transferring groups other than amino-acyl groups. The record is from RefSeq and is a predicted model, not a curated record. The coding region runs from base 241 to 1560 and encodes 439 amino acids. Lineage: Eukaryota; Viridiplantae; Streptophyta; Magnoliopsida; Poales; Poaceae.